Messenger RNA from Mytilus californianus (California mussel), 2405 nucleotides. Its product is annotated as asparagine-rich protein-like. Lineage: Eukaryota; Metazoa; Mollusca; Bivalvia; Mytilida; Mytilidae. The coding region runs from base 168 to 1727 and encodes 519 amino acids. The transcript is spliced from 6 exons. The record is from RefSeq and is a predicted model, not a curated record.
GUAGAUGGUAAAAUUAAAUGACGUUGUGGGUCAUGAAAUUAAUUUGACUAGACCGAACAUCACGAAGUGUAAUUAAACUUUUAGUCUAAUUACGUAUUUGCAUUUGCUAAUUUGAAUUUCUAGAAGAAUGCAUGUCCGUGAAUACUUACUUUUAAUUUAACACAGGGAUGGAGAUUUUGUCGAUUUCAACGUGUUUGAUUUUCUUAUUUAUAGUUAUCUGCAAUGCUCAAAAAGAUGCACUUCCAGAUCUUAAUUCAUUAGAUUUAUUCAAAGACCAUCCUAUGGAUAUCGGUUCAUUGUUACCCGAUACCUUACUAAGAGAUUCUUCCAUACCAUCGUCACUAAUGCCACGUGACAAUCACCCAAGUACUACAGCCACAACAGAAAAAAUGAAAUUUGCCUCGCUCUCUGCAACAAAGCCUGCUAAAGCUGUGUUUAGUAUGAGAAAUGCUGAGAUAGUGAAGCCAACACAAGUUCAGGCAAACAUAACAAAAAUGACAGUGUCUCCAUUUCCAGUAACAGAGAUCAUUGAAAAUAUACCAACAUCUGAAGCUCCACCACCAGUGAAGUCUUCAAUUAAUAAAGAUACAAUGGUGUAUAAGACACAAUUAAAACCCAGCUCAUCCGAUUUAGGUUUAAAUGGGAGAGUUGUUCAUGAAUUCCUACCUCAAAAAGUGUGGCGCGACAUGAAAACACAAUCUAAUUCGUUAUCCAAUGACUUUAAAGACGGUUUUAAUGUAGCAGGAUCCUCAAUUUUAUUAUCUGAUGUUUUCAAGCAGCCUUGGAACCGACAGAACUUAAACGGUGGUUCUUUCAUUCUACAGAAUAGAAGGAAUAAGUUAAAACAAAAGAAAAAAUUAAGAAAACAGAUUAUCAAACACAAGCAGCCAUCGAUAGAGCAAUUAACAAAUAUUUUAAAGCGAGAAAAUACGCUUUUAAAUAUAGCACUUGGAUUAAUCAGUAAAGACAAGUCUUAUUUAAAGGAUUCAUUAUUCAAUAGAAAAAACAAAUGUCCGUAUAAACCAUAUUCUCUCAAUAAAAAGUUUUUUAUGGAGAAAAUAAAGGAUAAUGGAUGGAUUAAACGGAGGUGUGCCCUUGGAACAGCAUAUGACCAAGAUACAUGUGAAUGCUCAAUUAAUAUUGGAUACCAACCUGAAGGUUGUAAACCGGAAGUUUUCAUGGAUUUUAACAAAGGAGCCAUCGUGGACCUAUCAUCAAAUGAAAUACCAUGUGGCGUGGAAGGUGUUGUAUCGCUCAGUGACUUGGCCUAUUUCAAUGGUGCUAGCAGAAUCAUUAUCUGGAGAUAUACAAACUUUGACUUCCAGCAUGCCGUAACUUUAAAAUUCAGGUUCAAAUCAGAGGCUAAGUCAAGAAGAAAGCCUCAUCCUCUUAUCACAAAUUGUGGAACAGGACAAGAAGAGCCUUCUUUUGGCGUUAUCUUAAACAGCUUUUCAGAUGUCUUGACAUUCUUUGUUAAAACAACAAAAUCUGAAAUAAAAUUCCUGACUUUCAAAAUAAAUCCAAUGGAAUGGAAUGAUGUUAUAUAUUCGUAUGACGGAGAACAUUUGACAGGAAAAGUGAAUGGUUUAGAAAAAAGAGAAUCUGUUAAAGGAAAUGUCGAAAUACGAUCAGCAGAAAUGAUGUUUGGACACUGCGAAAGAUAUGGAUAUUUCAAAGGUUUCUUGGAUGACGUGAAAAUUUACAAUUGUGUACCUAAAGAAAUAUGAGCAUAUACAGAAUACUGCGUAAUAAUAAUGCUGGACUGAGUCGGUGGUAUACUGCAUGUAACAAUGCGUUGAAUAAAAACGGAAUUCGCCGACAAUCUCAUAUUACCAAAUUUCAGAUGGUAAUGCAAAUACAUUUGCGUAUUUGUUGACUUAUUUAUUUCCAUCUGAUAUUUUGCCAAUUACCUCUAAUUAUUUUACUCUUCAGUGCUUGUUAAAUGUAAAUGUUUAUUAAUAUUGUAUACCAAAGCAAUUUAGUAUUGAUUUUUUUUCAAAAUAAUGUUUUCGUUGAGCUUGUUCUACGGAAAGUGAACGGCGUGUUACUAGGUGGCUAGAUAAUGUCACAUUCAAAUUAAUGAUCAACGUUUUACGAAGUACGUAAAAAUGUACAUGUUGUAUGUUAAAUGAUAUAAUUUUAAAUAUGUAAUAUUAUUUGAAUAGCUACAAUGUAGGCACUGCAGAACUGAAACAGUUCUUGUUAUGACGACAGUUCUACUGUAUUUGAAAUAUCGUUAUGUUGAACAAUGUAACUCUCACUACUGUUUUGAUGAAAGUUGAUAAUAAAUCAUAUUUAUUGUAAGCUUAAAUUUAUUGAUAUAAACAAAUGGUAGAAAACUUAUAAUAUUUUUUAAAUGCUAUUUCAAGAUGGUACAAUUCCGAAAGAAUAAAACUUAAUAGUUA